Messenger RNA from Biomphalaria glabrata, 9672 nucleotides. Its product is annotated as zinc finger C3H1 domain-containing protein-like. Gene Ontology annotation, molecular function: protein binding. The record is from RefSeq and is a predicted model, not a curated record. NCBI's taxonomy places the organism in Eukaryota, Metazoa, Mollusca, Gastropoda, Planorbidae. Bases 440 to 8005 code for a protein of 2521 amino acids. Gene Ontology annotation, cellular component: exosome (RNase complex); nucleus. Gene Ontology annotation, biological process: RNA processing. The transcript has 39 exons.
GAAGUUGUUGUUUUACAUAGUCAUAGUCUUGUGUCCCAGAAACAAACCAAACCAAUAUAAUAUGACAUGUUAACAGCCCAUUUAGAAAUUCAAAGUCUACUUUCAAAAUCUGGAAUAUCCAUCAUUGUUGUGUCCCUCGCGUACAACUAGGAACUAGGAACCAUGCAAUAUGAACAAUUUCGAAUAUACGUGCAUUCAGAAAUCUGACAAUCUGGUUCUUUUUUAUAAACAUUAAAAGCUGAUCUCGUUCAGACAACUCGCUUAUAUUUGCGACAAUGAAUUUUUAUAUUUGAUGAGCAGAAUGCACUAUUCAUCAUAGUAAAAAAAAGUCGAGGGUCAUAUUAAGUUUGCUAAUAAAGAGACAGCCCUGAUCAACAGUAUUAUGCUAGGGACAUUUAAGGUCAACAUUUGUACAGGUUGUUCGUGUGACUGAGUAUUCAUGAUGAUUACAUCCAGUAAUACAACUGUUGGAGCCAAGGAAGAAGGAGAAUUAACAGAUGAUGACUGUGAUGAGAACUCAACUGAGCAAAACAAACAAAAUCAACAUUCUGCUAUCUUAAAAGAUAUUCCCAUUAAAAAGAACUUCUCCAAAUAUGAUCCUAGCAAUGAUCUGAAUCAUUUUAAAUCCAAAAGAAGAGAUGGAAGAAAUAGGCGAGUUGAGUCUAGCAGAAGCUACAGAUAUCUAGAGGAUGGUGGCAAUAGACACAGGCAGCAUGAGUCGGGACAAAAGAUACAGGCAGAAAUCCCUCAACAGUCUAAAAUGUGGCAAAAGCGGCGUUUUAGAGCCUCCUCUGUUCGACCCUUAUCUCCAUUGAAGGUCACAAAAGUUCUGCCUCCUAAAAUCAAUGGAUCUCCCAAGUCAGAACAUGGUGAUGAUUUGAUUGAUUGUACAGAAGAUGAGCUAGUUCUAAGACAGGCUCUAAUACAAGAUCAGUUAAAACAUUUGGAGGAAGAGGAGAAAGCCUUUGGAAAUCAUGCUAAACUUGACACAAGUCAAACAAAUGUCAAGGUGUCUGAAAAAGCUGAUGCCUUUGAUGAAGGUAGAGCUUAUCCAAUUGUAAUACAGGAAAGCACACUUUUGAAUGAGGAGACAGAGAAAUAUAUUGUCAUUGAGGAUGAAAAAAGUGAUGUUGAACUGAGAAGAUUAGCCUUAGCUACAAGUGAAAGGCACAACCGUAAUUUAGUUUCACUCAGAACACCAACUGUAACAGGUUAUGUUGACUUAGAGACAAGAGGUGUAGAUGCCACAGAGGUGAUUGAUCUUGUCAAUGAGGAAGAGGAGGAGAAAAAGAAGAUACAGAGUGGGACCCAACUUUGUCAAGACAAACCUAAAUUGAAGACGAGGCGUAAAACAGAUGUGUCAACUAAAGGUCAAUCAGCAGUCAAGUCAAGAAGCAGAAAUGACCUCAGGUCCACUGUCCAGAGAGUCAACAAAGACAAGCAAAAGAAGACUAAAAGAGAUGCUGCAAAAACUCCAUUAUCUGAGCACAUGCCUAAGAGCAGUAGAAAGUUGGAUGAAGGUGCUUUUGCAGAAAAGUGUGAGCAUUUGAGAUUAUUGGCUCAAAAAGAUCCAAAACUAGCCAUUGAGCAGUUUUCAAAACUUAUUAAUGACAAAGAACAACAGAUUUCAGUCACUGGAACCAUGAAGGACUUUAAGAGGCAAAGGAAAAUUCCAGUUUUAAGUGAGAAGUUUAAUUUUCACAGCCAUAAAUUAUUUCCUAAAAAGAACCUAGAUUUAAAAAGUAAAUUUACAAGGAAAUCUCUUGAUAGGAAAUCUGGCCUAACGGAGGACAACUAUGAUGAAGUGGCAAUGGAGAUAGAGAGUGAUGCAGAAAAAGAUGAGCAUCCUUCACCUUUAGAUAACCUCCAACUUGGAGAAGACUUUAUGCAAGCCAUGCAGCCAUUAUUGCCUUAUAGUGUACCUGCUCCAACAGCUCCACCUCAUUAUCAACAUUCUACUUUCUCUACACAUCCAUAUUAUAGUUCAUUUAUCUUGUCAGCACCCCUGCCUCCUCCAAUGCCACUUUUACCUCCACCUCCACCACCUCCGCCACCUGAUAAGAAUGAAUCCCAGUUCAAAGUGUCAGGAAGUGACUUUGUCCAGAGUCGACAGCACCACUUUGCUACUCACCCAACACAUAGUGGAUAUGCACCAACUGAAGCCAGUGUUUAUGGACCUGAGUCUAUAGCCAGACAACUCCAUGAAUUGCGGGAAGCUCAGAACUCUUCUGGAUAUCUCACAUCCUCCAAAUCAUUUUCAUACAAGCCACCUUCUAAUUCUCAAAGAUUUGUAUUCUCUGAAGAAAACAGGCUUCCUUUAAGACCUAAGAUUGAUUAUUCCUCCUUGAAUGAUUUUGAAUUUGAGAAGAAAAAAGACUCUAAUUGCAUACAAAAUAUGCAACCAAAAAUACAUGCCUCAACUGAAAAAGAGAAACGUUCUUCACCAUUGUCUGAUGUAAGAGAAGUCAGUCAGAAUUUUGUCAUUCAAGUCCAAAACAAUUCCACUGGUAACAGAAAAGUUCACCAAAAAAGUGAUAGAUCACCUACACCUUCAUACAAUGACUAUGAUGACCAGCAAAGACCUCUAACUGUGUUGGAUAAUAAUAUAUUGGAUGAUAACAUGGAAAGCUUGUCAAGAUCACCUUCUCAGUAUUCUGUAAGGUCCAGCAGGCACUCUUAUUUCUCCCCCAGUCCUCCUCUUGUUGUAAAGAAAUACCCAAGAGAUAAAAUAAAAACAUCUGAAGAGGCUUAUGAACCUUUAGUGUUAAGGGAACAUUACAGAGACAAAUAUCUCAGUACAGAAAAAAGCUGUUUCAGUUAUUCAAAAGAAGUCAGAGAUGGGGUGGCAUUGAGCCCCCAUGAAGCAACCAGAAAUAGAAUAUCCUUGAGCCCACAUGACUCUGUCAGGGAUAACAAAACAUCUAAACGGAAUCGUCCCUUUUUAUCACCAGAAAGGCAGGAUAAGUCCCUCAUCUAUGAAAGCUUUAGCCUCUAUGAGCCGCAAGCACCACCAAAUAAACAAAAGAGAUAUUCCAGUCCACCUCCUUACAUUCCAACAAGUAUAAAGCAGAAAAAGUCCUCUGAUUCUGAAGAGGAUGACUACAUUAUGAGGGAAAAACUUUUAGCAACUGUGAUUGGCAAGAGGAAGUCGAAAUUAGAGGUGCUUUCCAACUGUUCAUCUCCAUCGGGCAUGUCGCCAAAAUAUCAUCAUACAGCUUACUCAGAAGAAAGAUCUAAUUAUACUGAUACCAAUGAUAAUGUCAUGUCAGCAUCUGAUUGGAAGAUGGUUCCAGCUACUUCUUCUGGGGAUGAGACAGAUGAAGAAAUAAAGCCGCCUCCAGUAUUGAGCAGGCUUUUCCGUUCCUAUGUAGAGCUGAAACAGCCCCAUACUCUGGCUGUGCUGUGUAAAUUAACAAUGUUAAAGUCUAAAGCAUGUCUAGGUAAUAUGUCUAGUGAAUUCAGAGCAAAUGAAAAUAGCAUAGACACUAUUGGUUCUCAGAGCAAGGAACCAAAUGAAUCUGUAUCAAAUGUAUCAGGGGCUUUAGAAGAAAAACUUGUUGAGGAGCAGUUAACAUCAUCUGAGAAUGUGCUUACCAUUACUACUGAAUCUUCAUUCAGUGUAAAAAUACAGGACAAUGUGCUAAAAGAAACACAGGCAAAAGUGUCAAACAUAGCUGACAGAUUGGGGCCAGACAAAUCUUCUGAACCAACAGAGGUCCUCAGGAGAUUAGGGCCAGAGAAAUCUUCUGAACCAACAGAGGUCCUCAGAAGAUUAGGGCCUCAACUCAAACCCAAUUUGGCUACAAAAUUUACUUCAGCUCGAAACAUUUUAGCAACAUCUGAACAAUCCAACGAUCAAACGGCUUCAAAAUCUUCCACUCCUGAGCGUAUCGUUUCUGUAGGUGAUAAAUCAUCAAAAGAAACUCUGACAGAUAAAAUAACUCAUGAAUUAUCAGUGUUAAGAGAGAAAACUGAACAGUUGGUUACCAGAAAAAGUGGUUUUAUGGAGGCUUCGUCUUUGAUUAUAAGAACCCCAACUCAGCAAGGCCAUACUCGUCAGGUUUUGACACAAGACACUCUGACUCAAGUUUACCCACAAAAGCGACCUUUUAACAGUUCUCAGUUAUUGCCCAUUCAUCCCCAAGUUGUAGUGCCUUUGGUUUCAUCAGACAGUGAAGAGGAAAUCAUUGAAAAGCUUGACACCUUGAGAAAAACUGAGACAUUGUUAGAUCCAUCCAGCACAAGGAAUGAGUUUGAGUUGUUGAAGAAAGAAGAGACUUACCUCAUGUUAUACAAACAGAAGAUUUAUAAGGAGCAGGGACUGGUGAAACAGUUGUUGGAGAAAGCCAUGAAGAUUGUGAAAGCUCAGCAGGGAGCAGAAGUAAAGAGAAAGAAAAUCCAAGCUAGUAUUGCUAAACUCACUGAACAGCUCAAAAUAGCAGAGAAAAUCGCCAACUCUUUCAAGACACAAAAAGAGGAAACAGAAAAAGAGGUCCAAACUCUGACGAAAAAAUUAGUUAAAACAAAGAAUCUUUUGAAAGUAAAAGAAGCCAGUGUAGUUUCAUUGGGAAAAAAGCUGCUUGGACCUACAUAUAUACCAAGAUUAGCUAAAGAAUCAGAACAAAUCUUGAAGGCAAUGUCUACUUCAGCAACAACGGGUCUCACAAGAGCGGAAUCUAUUGCUCUGGAGAAACAGAAGCUAAUAGAAAAGGAAAAAGAAAUAGCUGAAAAGUUAAUCAAAUUAAAAGAGCUAAAAAAUUCAGAGCAGAAGGACACACCUAACAGUGUUGUCAUUGUGAAGUCUAAAUCUAGUGCCAGAUCUCAAGAUUUAAUUAGAAUUGAUUCAAAUGCCAAGCCCGACUUUGUGACCAAGAACCGUAGGAGGUCUUUGAUUGACAUAACAGCAUGCAAUACUCCUAACAUUCCCAUGACACCUCGGAGUAAGCUGAAGGAAAAACAGGCACUCAGAGAUGUUCCUAAGCCAGUCCCUGACCAGGAAGAGACAACAUUUAAGAUGCCCUCUGGUACACAACUGAAUCACUUAUGUAAACUUCAGGCUGAGAAAAUGGAAAAAUACCUAAAAGGUUUGAAUUACAUCUCUUUUAAUCAACCAUUAACAAGCCUUGUAAAGAGUUCCUCUCCUCACUUGAAGCUGUGUUUAGAAGAUCACAAAGAUAAAGGGAGACAUGAGUGGAGUAGACUGUCAACUCCACUUACAUACACAAGUUCACUGCUGAUGUUCAAAUCUUACAGAUUGAGCUCUUUUUUCCGAACAAAGGAAAAUUUAGGUUUCCAGAGUGUCACAUAUUCUAACAAAAUCAACCCAGAUUGUGUUUUCUGUCCAUAUGACUUGCAGGGAACUUGUAAUGAUGAUUCCUGCCAACAGCAACAUCCCAAAGACUACAUACUGACUGAAAAAGAACUACUAGAAGAUAUUGUUUCUUACUGUCCAGAGUUGGCAGGUGUCAAAGAAAAGGCUACCCCUCUUGAAAUAGAAAAGUGUAUUGGUUCUUAUGUCGAGAAUGUGUUAGCUAAAAGUAAAGGUAAGAUUACAACAGAUGAACUCUGUCUCUGGUUAUCAUCAGAAGUCAAGUCUGCUGCUAAGAAGAGUCCUCCUCAUAUGAUUAAUUUAGAAUCAAGAAGUUGGAAACCCCAGUCCAAGAAAGAAACAGGCUUGAGCUUACAUCUAAACCAAAGAUUAACUAAACAAGGAGUUGAAUCUAUCAAUACAGAAAAAGUUGUUGAUAAGGAUGUUGUUAUCAAUGAGGAAGACAUUCGCUAUUUUACUGCGGACAGCACAGACCUUCUCUCUCUUGAGGCAGAGAUUAUGGAAGAUAAAACAAAGUCAGAGCUUUGGCAGAGGCUGGCGCAUAAGAAGUUGACUGAUCCUAACAGGUCUCCAGUGGAAUGUUUGGAUCAAGCUUUAAAUGUUUUGGCUCGUGGGCUGGAAGAGAACCGACAAGACUCCAUUUUGUGGCUCAGUUACUUACAGUUGUACAGGAAGCAUCCUGAAGCUCAGAAUUUCCUUCAGUUUUGUCAGACUGCCCUAGAUUUAGCUCCAUCCUAUGACUUAUGGUUUUUGUUCAUAUCAUCACUGCAUACAUUCACUGAGAAAGAUGAGGCAUGCACUCAAGCGUUAGAGUAUUUAUGGAAGAGGUCAGAACAGAAUAUUGGGGCACUUCAGCAACAAACACUACAGAAUUCUGAGUUAACUUUAAACAAUACAACUAUUGUUGACAAGUCAGAGGAUUCUUUUGGUGAGAGAGACACUGUUAACCAAGAUGUUGAAAUGACAGCAUCUGACCAAAGUGGACCACAUACUAUACAGAAAUUGAAGGACAGAAUAGAUCAGCAUCUAGACAGUGUACCCAGGAGUCUGGCUUCACUUGAUGUUCCUAGUUUAAAUGUCUCAAGACAUAGCAUGACGACUAAAGUCACUGAGGUGGACAGUAAGGCUUCCCAUGAGCUCCUCGAGAUGAUACUCCUUAAAGCUGGUCUGAACUUACAAGCUGGCAAAUUGAAAACAGCUCUUCACUUUAUACAGGGUGUUCUGUGUUUAAAAAAGGUUGACCAGUGGUCCAUCAAGUUUUCCAAAUUGUUAUCAGUUUCUGACCAACUGUCCCUUUGGCUGGUCUACUUGUAUGUCCUGGAGUUUCACCAUCUACCUCCUAUGUUGUAUAGUGACUUCAAUCAGAAUCCUGGGAAACUAAUGUCAAAGGACACCAUUUCAAUUCCCUGGACAUCCAAACCAACUCUUCACACUCCACUGGACACUUUAGUCAAGUUAUACAAAAAGGCUUUUGAAGUUUGGGAUCAAAGUGAGAAAGAUUCUGGUUCUACAUCACUGUACAUCCGACUUGUCCAGUCUUUGGUCCAGCUUCUAGUGUCUCAGGGAAAAUUUUCUGAGUCAGUGUCAGCCUGCAGACAUGCUCUCAAAGAAAACAGGCAGUUAGUUGAUCUCUGGUUGUUAUUAGCGGACUUGUUUGCUUCCAAUCAUGACAUCAAUGCUGUGAAACAGGUGUUCCAGGAAGCUUUAGAUGCCAACAAGUAUUGUACCAAGCUACAGUUUUACCUGAAUCUGUUCCUGACAGUGAAGGGUGAAGCUGAUACUGCUCUGCUGAACUUAGAACAGUUUGUUAUGUCACAUUUUGAGUCCAGCAAUUCAAAUCUGCACUUGUGUGAUCCAACAGUAUUAUAUAGCCAAUUAUUGAAGCAAGACGAAGCCUUUGGUUUACAGAUGCCUGUGGUAAAAGAUGAUCUAGCAAGUAACUUAGCUAAAGACAUUUACAUGUGGCUGUGUUACAAUUUACUGAUGGAGUUGGAAGGUGAUGUUACACAGUGUAGUGAAGUCUAUGAGAAAAUGUUAACACACGCUGAGACACGAAAUGAUCUCCUUGUAAUCUGGCAGAACUACAUUCAGUAUAUGGUGAGAACAAAGUCUGAACACAGAAACAUUCGUGAUCUUGUCUGUCGCUCACUGCUGUACAUGCCAGUGAAGCGCCUCAUGCCUUUCAAUUCAUCUACAUCAGCAACAUGGCAUGACUACAGCCAUGCCAACCAGCUAGUGGAGAUGUGGUUGUCAGUUUUGCCAGACCCAGUUAAGCUAGAUCUGAUGGAGAUGUGUCUGGGAUGUUUGCCUGGAGAUAUAGACCUGCUUCUCAGAGUUGUUGAACUUUGUCUUGAGCUGAAAGAGACUAGACGGGCAUACAGUCUAUGUAAGACGGUGGCCUUGCAGGCAGAGAAGCCAGCUAAUGGAGCAUUCUGGAAAAUGGCACUUGCACUUGCUCAGAGAGAAGGAACACAAAGAGAGGUGGAGCAGAUGUUGGUUGGCUGUGUUGAAACGAUGCCAUUGGCUGUAGCAGGAUGGAAAGAUUUUCUUCUAAUGGAGGUUACCUGUGAGAACUCUGGAGCCAUUGAAGUGUUGUUGAAACAUUGUCAGCAGCUAGGAUUAAACAUUGACGGAUUUGUUUCCACAAUUUCUGCUCCUGCAGGGGGUACAAAGUAAGUCUUAAGGUCAGGUUUACUUUCUCUCUGAGAUUGGACACACUUGCAGACCAAAAUGACAUUUUACAUGACAUUUUGUGUUGUUUUGACAUGUUUGUUUAGCUUAUGCAGCUAUACAAAAUCAAUAUUCAAUACCAUGUAGUGGUUUUGUUUCAACUGAGAGCAACUACAGAUGACACCCUGAAACUUACAAGCAGUAAGAAGCAUCUGUUUUGGAACCAUCUUAUAAUGGUUGGAUUCAAAGUGUCUAAUAUCAAUGGCAUGUUCCAUCCAAUCAGCUGAUCAAUCACAGUAAGUAUAAUCUUAGAUGGCUGCCUCAUUGUUUACAUGUCUUGUUGUCUUGAUGGUGAUGGGCAAGACACAGAACUGAAUGGAUGCAUUGUACUGCUUUGAUUGAUAUAACAACUGUGUUAGUUUUAGUUUUCAUCAAUCAAUUAAUACAUGCACACAUCUUGGUUGACAUAGGAAAUGCUAAUGUUUUUAAAGAAGCCUUUUAUGUCAAGAACAAGACAAACAUUGAGUUUGAUUAAAUUAAAAAAAAAAAAGCCAGACUUUGUUAUCUGGCAGCCUUGACUUUAACCUGUAGCUAUAAAUGUUUAAUCUAUCUUACUUAAGUACUACUGUACUUAAAGCCAAUGGCUGCACAAUCAUAUUUUUAAAGCAAUUUUAAAAAAACUCAAUAUGUCUUCUAAUAUUAAUCAUUCAGCAAGAAAUGAACAUUUCCCUGCUAGUGAUUCGACUGCUGAACUGUGUUAAACUUUACUUCCAACUUUUUGUUUCAUUCAGUAAGUGUGAUUCAAUUUGAUCACUUGAUAUUUCUACUGCUGUACACUUGCUAUUGUUUUAGUUUAUAAUUUUAUUUUAUACCGCUAGUUGAAAUUUUGUUAUAGCUCUAAAUGCUGUUUUAAUUGUUUCUAAUUAUAUUUUUUUUCCAUAUUUUCAUCCUGUGUUUUGUAGAUAUGUUUAUCAUAUCUUGAUAUUAUCAACAUCUGUCAAUUGUGUAUGACUGUUCGGAUGUAAGUUAUUUUAAUCAUGAGUGUUUGAUUGCCACUAGUAUGACAUUUUAGGUAACUAUUUAGUUCUCUCUAUUCUCCCAUUCUGCAUUUUAUUUUUUUAAAUAACUAUUUUUAACCAGACGUUUACUGUUUCAAGUGAUUUUGAUAGUUGGCUGUUAUUUUGUGAACAUAAUUCAGUAAUAUUUGAAAAGAGAUAUGGUAUCAGGUGGUGGAAGCUGUAAUGAACGUCAGAUGAACAUUGGUAUUGAUACUUCAAAUUGAACACUGCUGUAGUUCCCUUCCUCUUGUGUUGUCUUGUAAGACCUGGCUGAACUGCUGAAGUUGUUUUCAUUGAGUCCUGACUAGCAGCAAUCAAGUUAUUUGUCUUUCAACUUUGAUAUUAUCAAAUAGAGUCUCAGUUACAUGGCAUCAGAGGUUAAGUACCACUAGUCACAUACAUGACAUCAGAGGUUAAGUACCACUUGUCACAUGCAUUCUUUCUUCUUCUUCAUCGUUCUCAUUGUUAUGUUGGAGUGUUCAUAUGACUAGACCAAUACAUGAGAUGAACUGCGCAGUCACAUGCAUGACAUCAAACCUCUAGCACCACUAGAUUGGAGUGCUAUGUGUGUUGCAACCAAACCCUAUCAUUUUUUGUGUCCACUUCUAGAUUUGG